ACUCUGAAUAAGUCGCCAAAUUUUUUUUUUUUAAAAAUAACACGUUAACAAAACACUAAUAAAUUAUUUUUCUUAACUUUCCACCAAAGCAUCGCCGAAAAAAACACUUUCCAGCAAAGCUCCUCCUCCUCCUUCCGCCCUAUUUUCCUCGGCCGCCGCCGCCACCACCACUUUCGUUCUGAUUCUUCUUCGCAAUCGCAACCAAGUCUCUCACCCGCGCCCUGCGCGUACGGCCCCUAUUUCUUGCUUCAGCUCUUUUACUUCUUCCAGCUAUAUACCAGAAGCUUGCUUCCCAGUUCCCGCACCACUUCAAUUCAUUGAUUUCUUCAGUUAGCUCCUCCCUUAAAUUUCCAGCUCCGGUAGUUCGAUGAGAUGAGAAGGGUCGCAAGCGAGUUGCGCUCUGAAUUUAGAGGAAAUGGGUUCAAGAAGAGCUGCCGGGUGCAUAACGGUCUAUGUGAUUCUGCUUUUCUGUGUGACCACGGCCAAUCAACUAAGCCCUCAGAAGAAUGAAGAAGAAACGGCAGAAGAGGCAUGGAUCCGCUGCUGCAGGGAACAGUCAGGAGACAACGAGGAUUUAUUGAAAGAUUGUGACUUUUACAGUCUUCUUGAAUCACCCAGCGAAAUGGAAUCAUAUUUGUCAGCAAGAAGAAACGUGCAGGUUAAUCCAGUGAGAGUUGUGCCACAAGAAUUGAAGAAGGAACUUCUAUAUUGCCUGAGAAAGAUAAAUCUUCUCUCUGAUGAUGGAAGCAACAGCUUUACCCAUUGGCUUGCCAAGUGGCUUCGGCUAGUUUUGGAAUGGUCUCCUACUCCUACUACAACUCGAAGAAGGUAUCUGGCUAGUAAGCUUGAUGUCCAAAGUGCGCCGAAUGCUUCACCACCUGCAUUAUCUCAGUCUUAUAGCCCUGCUGCAAGUACUACUGAAACUCGAAAUAAUGGCUCAGGACCACCUUCUGCACAGGACUCUAAACUUAUUCCUAUUGUGGCAACUGCAGUAGCAACCUUCUCGCUUGUUGCAUUGUUAUUCUGUUGUUGGCUUCUUUGCUUGAGGAAAAGACGGCCUGAAAUUAUUAAUGAUAUUGAAGAGGAAAGAGAUGAGAGGCCUCUGCUCCACUUGCGUGGUUCGUCUGUCAGUUCAUCUCUGGCUUCUGCAAGUAUGGCUAGCUCGACUGCUAAGAAUCCGAAGUCUAAUGGUGCAGUGAAUGAAACACUUGCAACCAACCUAUAUCUGCAGCAGGGGAAACAAGAGGGUGUAACCAUGGAGGGGAAAUCAACCGAAACAAAAGUAAAUGCAGUAAAUGAACUUCUUCCGCCUCUAAAACCUCCACCUGGAAGACCUGUGACACCUCCACCUCCGUCGCCACCUCCACCUCCUACGGCGCCUCCACCUCCUCCUAUGGCACGUGCACCGCUGCCACCUCGGCCACCUCCUCCAGGACCUCCACCACUGCCAAAACCCCGCCCUCCACCUGCUCCGCCCAAGUCUAAGUUGAAUCCUUCGCCUCUUGGACCAAAGCAGCCCAAUAUCAGUCCUUCCAGUGAUCCAGAUAGUACUGAUGAUGGAGCUCAAAAGGCUAAGCUGAAACCUUUCUUUUGGGAUAAGGUUAUGGCCAGUCCUUCUCGCUCAAUGGUCUGGCAUGAGAUUAGUGGUGGAUCUUUCCAGUUCGACGAGGAGAUGAUAGAGUCGCUUUUUGGCUUUAAUGCUAAUAAGAAUAACAAUGAGCGUAAGAUAGAGUUGGUUGACAAUUCAGUUAAGUACAUUCAGAUUAUUGAUCCUAGGAAGGCUCAGAAUCUGUCUAUACUUUUGAAAGCACUAAAUGUUACUACGGAAGAAGUUCUUGAUGCUCUUCGUGAAGCUAACGAGCUUCCAGUGGAGGUUCUCCAAACUUUACUGAAGAUGGCGCCAACACAAGACGAGGAAUUGAAGCUGAGGUUGUAUGAAGGUGAGAUUUCUCGUCUGGGCCCUGCAGAACGGUUCCUCAAAGCGUUGGUGGAAGUCCCAUUUGCUUUCAAGAGAAUCGAAUCAUUGCUAUUUAUGAGUUCACUUCAAGAAGAAGUUACGUCUCUCAAAGAAUCCUUUGCAACUCUUGAGGUAGCUAGCAACAAGCUCAGAAACAGCAGGCUCUUCCUGAAACUACUGGAAGCAGUUCUCAAAACUGGUAACCGAAUGAACGACGGCACUUACCGAGGUGGUGCACUAGCAUUCAAGCUUGACACUCUCCUAAAGCUCUCCGAUGUCAAAGGAACAGAUGGCAAGACGACCCUUUUACACUUUGUCGUUCAAGAAAUCAUCCGUUCUGAAGGCGUGCGUGCGUUCCGAGCAGCACAGGCAAACAACGCAAGCUCCCCAAGCAUGGCAUCAGAAGACCUCAGCAAGAACCCCAACGAUCAGGCAGCAGAGGAACACUACUGCAACAUUGGGCUCCAGGUGGUUUCAAGCUUAAGCAGCGACUUCGAAGAGGUGAAAAGGGCAGCGGUUUUGGAUGCUGACAUGCUGUCGUCUACACUGUCAAAGCUCAGGCAGUCAUUGACGAGGGCCAAAGCAUUUGUAGAGUCUGAUAUGAAGAGCGAUGAAGAGAGCGAGUUUUAUGCCUCACUUGUGGCCUUCAUGGAUCGAGCUGACUCGGACAUCACAUGGCUUUCAGAGGAAGAGCAGAGGAUAUCAGCUCUGGUGCAGAGCACAGCAGAUUACUUCCAUGGCAAGUCAGGGAAGGAAGAAGGGUUGAGGCUUUUCAGCAUUGUGGCGAGUUUCUUGACGAUGCUUGACAAGGCAUGCAGAGAAGUGAAGGAAGCGAGAGCCAAGGAACUAGCUGCAACGAGAGUGCCAAAGAAAGAAAACACACGGGAAGCAUCGAGUUCAGGAAUUCAGCAACAGCAGCAGGCUCAGAAUCAACAUCAUCUCAAGCCGCUGUUUCCAGCCAUUGCUGAAAGGCGGAACAAUGAAUCCUCUAGUUCAGAUGAUGAAUGAAGAUUAGUCCCAAGCUUGUACAUGUAUACACUCGAUUGUUUGUUUAUUCACCCAAAAGGAAAGAUGCCAUCUUUUUUAUUUUAUUUAUUAGGAACCAACAUAUCAGAAUUUUGGACAAGGGUCAAGGGUAGUGUUAGAAAUGUGAAUUUUUUGAACCUUGCUGACUGAUAUAUGGAUGAUUGCCGUUUACCCUAACACCAUGUCAUUUUACACUAGCAGAGUCUGUUAAUUUCAUUGGAAAAAAAAAUAAGCAGAGUCUGUUAAUUGUUUGCA
This is a messenger RNA of Linum tenue, 3238 nucleotides long. The record is from the annotation of a GenBank genome assembly. NCBI's taxonomy places the organism in Eukaryota, Viridiplantae, Streptophyta, Magnoliopsida, Malpighiales, Linaceae.